Striga hermonthica is the source of this 2079-nucleotide messenger RNA. NCBI's taxonomy places the organism in Eukaryota, Viridiplantae, Streptophyta, Magnoliopsida, Lamiales, Orobanchaceae. The record is from the annotation of a GenBank genome assembly.
AUGAGGAGGCACAAUUCCAUCAAGGACCACAAAUGGCGUGAACUGUACAUCCGACAAAUGCGGGCGGGCGGCGACCCUUCCACCAGCGACGACCGGUGGCCCGUCAAGCAGAUGCCCAAGGAAAAGGACACGGCCAGGGAUAGGGAUAGGGAUAGGGACCUGCCAGGUGUCGGCGGGGCCAGGUGGCGCGAUCUCUACCUCCGUCAGCUGCGUUCGGGGGGCGGCGAGAGCAGCUAUGACCGUGAAAGGGCUGUGUUCGUGUCCAUGUCCCAUGAGCUGAAGGAGGAGGGCAACCGCCUCUUCCAGCGGCGUGACUACGAGGUGGCGUUGAUCAAGUACGAGAAGGCCAUCAAACUGCUCCCCGACGCCCACCCGGACAUAGCCUACCUGAGGAGCAACAUGGCCGAGUGCUACAUCCAGCUGGGAAUAUCCGAGUACCCACACGCCAUCCACGAAUGCACCCUUGCCCUCGACGUCACCCCCAAGUAUAGCAAGGCCCUCCUCAAGCGGGCCCGCUGCUACGAGGCCCUCGACAUGCUCGACCUUGCCCUUUCGGACGUGCGUGCAGUACUCAAGAUCGAGCCCAAGAAUCUCAUGGCUCACGAGAUCGAGGCUCGCCUGAGGAGAAUGUUCGAUUCGGUUCCCCUGCCCGAAGAAGGCAGCAGCCCCGAAAACGCGAACAAGUCGAAAUUCGAUGCCGAGGACAAGCUGGUGGUUGAGGAAAAGAAAGUUGCCACCACGUGUAAAGAGGAUGAUAUUCCGAAGAGGACCGUAAAGCUAGUUUUCCGGGAAGAGAUAAGGUGGGCCCAGAUCCCUCUCAGCUGUGACAUCCUGAAGCUGAGGAAAGUGAUCUCGGACCGUUUUCCCAGCUCAAAAUCGGUGGUUGUCAAGUUCAAGGAUGAGGAUGGCGACCUCGUCACGAUCACGACCUCCGAGGAGCUACGGUGGGCCCAGGACUCGUCCACCUCCAUGAAGCUCUAUGUGGUGGAGGUCGACCCGUCACAGGACCCGUUCUACGACAGGGACAGGGACAUGCCAACCGAAGCAAACCUGAAAAGAAAAGAAGUCGUCACCUGCAUUAGCGACUGGAUCGUGGAGUUCGCCAAGUUGUUCAACAACUAUGUGGGGUUUGACAUAGAUGCCUACAUAGACUUACACGAGGUCGGGAUGAAGAUCUACUCAGAGGCCAUGGAGGAGACCGUCACAAGCGAGGAGGCCCAGGACCUGUUUGGUCUCGCAGAAGACAAGUUUCAGGAACUUGCUGCUCUCGCCCUCUUUAACUGGGGAAAUGUUCACAUGUCCAAGGCAAGGAGGAGGGUCUAUUUCAAAGAGGAGGAAUCUGUGCUCGAGCGGGUAAAGAAAGCUUACGAGUGGGCGCAAAAGCAGUUUGUGCUGGCAGGGGAGAGAUAUGAGGAGGCCCUGAAGAUCAAGCCUGAGUUUUACGAGGCCGUCCUAGCCCUCGGCCAGCACCAGUUUGAGCUGGCCAAGCUUUCUUGGUACUAUGCUGUGGGGACAGGGGUAGAUCUGGAAAUGUGGCCUUCAGGGGAGGUGCUCAUGCUGUACAACAAUGCGGAGGAGAACAUGGAGAGGGGGAUGCGGAUGUGGGACGAGCUUGAGAAGCGGCGUCUGGACGAUUGGUACUCGCAGAACAAUAUUGAGGUCCUGCUGCAGAAGAUGAAGAUGGAUAGCUUGUUCAAGCAGAUCUCGGUGGACGAAGUUGAGGAGCAGGCUUCGAAUAUCAGGUCACAGAUAUACGUGCUGUGGGGGACCAUGCUGUACGAGAGGUCCGUGAUGGAGUUCAAGUUGGGGCUGCCAGUCUGGCACGAGUGCCUCGAGGUGGCCAUUGAGAAGUUUGAGCUUGCGGGUGCCUCCCCCACUGACAUUGCCGUCAUGAUCAAGAAUCACUGCUCGAACGAGACGGGAUUGGAAGGUUUAGGAUUCAAUAUUGACGAGAUAGUGCAGGCUUGGAACGAGAUGUACGAAGCUAAGAAAUGGCAGAGGAAUAUAUCGUCCUUUCGGCUGGAGCCGCUGCUAAGGAGAAGAGUUUCAAAGCUUUAUUAUGCACUCGAAGGCGCAUAA